Physeter macrocephalus (sperm whale) is the source of this 18631-nucleotide messenger RNA. It is a transcript of the gene STS, whose product is annotated as steroid sulfatase. Lineage: Eukaryota; Metazoa; Chordata; Mammalia; Artiodactyla; Physeteridae. Gene Ontology annotation, molecular function: arylsulfatase activity. The record is from RefSeq and is a predicted model, not a curated record. The transcript is spliced from 11 exons. Bases 13797 to 16025 code for a protein of 742 amino acids.
AAUGAAAAAUUCUUGUCAGGUUCAAAGAUUAUUGGAUUUAGGUGGAAAGACAUUUCCAUAUGCCAAGAAACGCAAAAUCAAAUCAGCUGGGUGGGAAAAGGCUUUCUCUAAUGGACAGGCACCUCUUGACCCCCAAAACAUUCACAGAGAUGUUUAAGGGAAGGCAGGGUACUGAAUCAGUGUUUGUGUGUUAUCUAUUACUUUAUUACUUGUACCCUUUAAUGGAAUUUGGCCCACUGGGGCAACAAUGCUGUAAAUAAACUUUGAAAUACCCACUGGAAUUACUAAUUUUCACUAACAAUUUAAGACUACAUUAUUGCAACUCUCUUGGAACAGUCAAGUGAACUUCACGUUCAUCAUAAACUUCAUUUACUAGGCUUAAAAUGAUCUCUGGCUAUUCAGAAAGGUUCUGCGUGUUAAUUCAGAUGAGGAAAGUAUGGAACAGGAAAUAAAACAUACUACCUUUAUAAACGGACCUUAACAAGCGCAAAGGUGUUUCCUUUGAUUAAAAAACGUGUAAACAGAGUCAAACACUGCCAUGGCCUCUUAACAGUGAUGACUAACGUCUACCAGAUUUGUCAACAGAAUAAGCAGAAAUUAAGUGUUUAAGGGACAGGUAGGCUUUUUUAAAAACCCAGUGUACAGGAGCCAACUCAGCACACAAGCAGCCGCAUCAGUAAUAUUAAGCACCCGUGAUACGCGGCCCCCGUGUGUGUCGGUGACACAAGAAGAGCAGAGGGUGAGAAAGGGCUGGAAUCCCAGGGCACCACAGGCGGAGAGGCGGGGCCCGGGGCAGAAUGAUGCUCCUGGCGCUCCUAGAAUGGAGAUUCCCAAAAUCAGGAGGAGAUGGGUGGGCACGCUGGGAAAUAAGACAGCUCUGUAGGUGCGGGAUGGGUUUUCUGAACACGGGUCUGGGUAUCGAGCUUCCAUCUAUGAGAUCUGUAUCUGGGGAAACGUGCUGAUUAUCCGAGUACCGGACGCCUACGUUACUUUAGGCCCUUCUUUUACAUGCUAGUGUCCAUGCCAAUCAAUAAUGACGUGGACAAAGUUCAGGCAGCCGUCAGGUGAAAGAGCAGGGCCCAUGGCGAUCCCUGCCAGAGUAGCAAGAGUAUGUACGUGUCAGGGCUUCCCUGGUGGCACAGUGGCUGAGGGUCUGCCUGCCGAUGCAGGGGAUGUGGGUUCGUGCCCCAAUCCAGGAAGAUCCCACAUGCCGCGGAGUGGCUGGGUCCGUGGGCCAUGGCCGCUGGGCCUGCGCGUCCAGAGCCUGUACUCUGUUGUGCUCCGAGGCCGCAGAGGUGGGAGGCCCGCGUACCGCAAAAAAAAAAAAAAAAAAAAAAAAAGAAGAGAGUAUGUACGUGUUGGAUCAUUCUCCAGGACAACUGCCACACCCCCUAGCCAGCUCCCAGCCUGUAAGCCACAGCCAUCCACGCCAUCAACAGUGCCUUUGUACGGCAUCCCCUGCCUACGAGGCUGUGCAACGGCUAGGAGGUAAGGCCUACGUUCCUGCGUCUGGCACAAGGCUCACCACGCCCCGUCCCCUUCCUGAGACCUCUGCUCCCACCUUUCACUGGGCAAGGAGCCUCUUCUCCAGCCCCUGCUCUCUCAGACUUACACACAGUGCCCUGCUGGCCUGGGGUCCUCGCAGCCCUUCAUGCUGCCCCACGCAGCCUACAGACUCCUACAGCCCUGCCCUGAGGCUGGGGACGGACCCAGUCUCGGGGGCGGGGCGCACCCUGGACCUCAGCCUGCUUCCUCUGCCCGGCUCCCAGGGAACUGGGUCAGCCCAGCAGAUCCGUGAGGAGGCAGGACAGAAAACGUCUGCCCCCUGCAGCCCGCCUCCACGGCACCCCUGCGUGGCCUUGUAUCCUUGCCCUGCACUGGUCUCGGUACCCGACGUCUGGUGGGCCUGCUACGAAAGCGUGUGGGACUCAGGGACCAAAGCAGGGCCCUGAACACCUCUCUCUCCUUGACGGCCCCGGUGGAUCCAUCCUGUAACACUUUUCUGAAAUCCCCUUUGAACGUAAAGCUUUAUCCCCAGAUAAACGCUCAAGAGCCAGGCAGACGGACCUGGCUACAGGCUGGCAGCAUUAAGCCACAUUAACUCCUUGGGUGGCUGGUCCAAAUCACCCAGGAGCCAACUCGAAAUGCUUUUAUGAGGCUGCUCUCAGACUGGUUGAACAAGAUGAGUGCCGAGAUAUGGCUCGAAUUUCCAGAAAGGAAGGUGUUUGUCGGGCUGCACCUGGCAGACCCAGAGAUGAUUUACAUUGUUUGUGUUAUGACCACACAGACGAGCACGCACACACACACAUAACUCAGCACAUGGGAGAGGGCAUCAGAUGCGCGACAGGUAGAGUCAAGGGUUAUUUUUAUGGGCACGAACGCCUUUUCUCUUGGAAAGUGUUUAGGGACCAGCUUACACCCAGAUUCCUCUGACAAGGGGACGUAGGACCAUUCUGGGGAUAAACUCCUGGUGAGCUGUAUCCUCUAGUCAAAGCCUUCUUAACACAUACAAUGGUCAUGGAACAUGGCUUGCAAUCUCGCCAACAUGAGCACCAAAAUUCAACCGCCGCCACUGACGUUUCUGGAAGUGACAGAACUGCCCGUGAGCACACCUGAGUCUGGCGAAUCACUGCCUCUUCUUCUCGAGCUGCGAGAGGUGGCGGGGGGCAACACCUGUCAGGCACUGCCUCUGAGGUUCAGUCGCUUGACCUCAGAAAGCCUCGCUUCCCUACCUGCAAAAUGGGCAAGGCCGAGACAGCCAGAGCAGGGUGCCGUCGGCCUGCUGCCAGGGAAACAGGCGAGGCGGGCAAGGUGCGCACGGCGGCGCGGGGCACGCGGUGAAGGCUCGUUGUAAAUAUUCACCGUUACCACAGAGGAUGGAGACGGAGGGCCUGAAGAAAGGCAGAGGCAGCUGAAGGACACAAACGUGGCUCUGAAUAUUGAGGAAUCAGUACUGGCAUGUUGGGAGGGGAGGGGGGGCGGGAGGACCGGAAGAUGGGAAGGUCACUGCCAGUCUCUAAUGCGGGCAGCUCACGGGGCUCGCAAGAUGGCAGAUGUGGCGGAGAGCUCUGGGCUCAGAUUGAAACCCGGGGCUUGGGCGCGACCUCUGGGUGGAAAAGCCCACGGGAAGUGUGGACGGAGGCCCGAGAGCAAGAGCGGUCACUGAGGCCAUGUGUCCACAAGAGAUCUCCUAGAGGCGGGGUCCACAGCCCAGUCCAGGGCCCCACACAGAGGUGCAGAGGAGGACAGACAGACAAGGAGAAGUGAAGCCAUGGAGACAGAUCCCCCAGGAUGGAGCGGGGCAGUGGCCCAUGAAGCAGAAAGUUCUGGAAACAUAAGAAAAGAUGGCGAGUGGUCUGGCAACACGAAAGUCACUGCUCCCUUCGUGCAAAUGACGUCCAUGGGCUGCAGGCGGAAGGCAGUUUGUGCAGGACACGGCAAUGAGGGAGCAGAGGUUUUGUUUAUUUUUUUAAAUUUAUGGCUGCAUUGCGUCUUCGUUGCUGCUCCGGGCUUUCUCCAGUUGCGGUGAGCGGGGUCUACUCUUCACUGCAGUGCGUGGGCCUCUCACUGCGGUGGCUUCUCUCGUUGCAGAGCACGGGCUCUAGGCGUGUGGCUCAGUAGUUGUGGCGCACGGGCUUAGUUGCUCCGCGGCAUGUGGGAUCUUCCCGGACCAGGGCUUGAACACGCGUCCCCUGCACUGGCAGGUGGAUUCUUAACCACUGCGCCACCAGGGAAGUCCGAGAGGUUUUGUUUAAAUGACAGAUCUAGCACACUUUAUGCUGAGGUACAGAAGCAUUAGAAAAAGAAGAGGAAGGAGGAGAAGGAGCUGCUUACAUCCAGAAGAAAAGGCAAGCCUUCCUCCCUGGAGGAAGGAAGGGCCAGGGCCGAGCCCGGGCGGAGGCACCAUCGAUGUGAAGGACAAAAGGAUGCCAGAAGAGUCCUGCAAACUCACCCCAAACUAGGGCACCGAUGAAGAGGCCAGUGUUAAAGUACACCCUCAAAUUCAGAACCCUGACUCUACUCCCAGCCCAACGAGCAGAAACAAUACUGUAAAUGUCAAGACAGAUACACUGCCCUUAUUAUUCAGUAUUACAGGUGCGAUUACAUAAAGAUAUUAAGUUCACUAAGUGAGGAUGUUCCUUUACUUGAUCUAACAAUAAAUAUUAAUGGUAUUAAGAAGGGCUGCAUCAUAUAUCUGGAUGAUUAAAUCUCUUUUGCAAAGUCACGUUAAACAGUGCCGUAAGGGCCUGGGGUCAGCUAGCACGUGAUCUUGGAUCUGUUUUUAUAUCUUAAUGAGACGCUGAGGUCCCAGAAGAUGUCCCGCACCAUCUGUGAUGUGCUAAAGGUGGGAGCGGGCAGGACCCUGGCGAGAACACCGGGGGAUGGGGAAUUUCACCAAGUCAGCAGGUAGAGCAAGUACCCCGGGGCGAGGUGAACCAGGCUUCAUCCAAGCAGCACCUAACGUUUUCAGUCAACCAAGGGGGUUGUGGGCAGUCUCCUCAUCGCCCGUCUUGAGAUAAAACUAAAGCACUAGGCAUCAGCUACCUGGCCUUUAAGGAAGGACUCCCACUGCUACCUGUACCAGUGAGGGCUGCCCGGCAACAGAGGCGUCCGGGAGUUCUGACACGACACCAGUGCUGCCCACAGAGAUACACGAUGAAACAACCAAGUAGGAGGGACCGGGACCGGUUUUCACUGGGCUCUCCAGCCAGCUCACCGGGUUGUCGAAACACAUCUCAAAUUCGACUAGAAUUCCACUCUGCAAAGCCAGUCACUUGAACCUACCACUUUAAAAGCUGAUGUGUGGUCAUCAAGAUGUCGGUACCAAGGUCAAAAUAUACGGUGGCACAAGGCAGUAACUCAGCUGGUUUGAAGUCUGCCUUGAUUAUAUGUAGUCAUCGUGCAAAAAAAGAAACGUUGUCAAUGCAACCAAAGGAAAUGCUUUGUGGUGAGAUAAAUGAGGGAAAUAAGAGAUGCAGAGAGAAAACAGGAACGUACUAGGGGACCGACUGAAAUUGAUGACUAUUUGUGGCCAGAAAAGAAAUACGAAUAACACCUUGCUGGCACAAAACAUUUCUUCAGUAACCAAGUGACUUCCCUUUUUUCAAAGCAAGAGCAGAAAGGUUUCCAAGCCACUGAAAGUGAGAUGUACUAGGGAAAGAGAGCCCCGUCCAGGUAUGAACAGGUAGCCCCCGGGGCCCUCAAGCCAGGGAUGGCACCAGCCCAGGGAACGUGGACAACAUGCGGGCAUCCUUGUCACACCCAUCUCAUCACUUCACUCCAGCUCAAGCUCCAACCUCAGGUUUCCCCGGACCUUGGCAGCUGACAAGGAGUAAGGGACGAGAGCAGGCCAGGCCCGCAGCUGCAGACAGCUGCUGAGAGCUGCAGGAGACUCAGUCACGGGGGCCCGGGGCUCAGCUGACAGGCUCCAGAAGGACGUGGCUGUCACCAGGUCUAAUCAGCACACCGCGUGAGAUGCAGGGAUCGGUGUGGGUGGCUACUUUGGUAAGUCAUUUAGAAGCUUUUCUUUCUUUCUUUUUUUUUGAGUGUGAUCUCCUGACUAAACAUCAGCUGCCAUUUUAAGAUUCCACCAAAAGAAAAUGUGGUACACGAAUGUCUUUACAAAUCCUGGGGCCCAGGUCCAAGCGCACUGUGAGAAAAAGACAAGGAAGUGGAUAGAGAGGGUGAGAACAGUGAAGGGGCCAGUUCUUUUCCAAGUGUUAUCUGCUGUCACACGACACCAGGGAAUGCACUGCCACCUAAAUUCUCCAGGGAGCCAAAGGCUCUGGAACUCUUUUACGCUGUUCACGCGAAUCUUGUAAAGAUGUACGUUUUAUAUUCUUGUCUCUUUAAACAGAAUCGACUGAUGACUACUUAAAAGUUUGGUUUUGUUUUUCAGGGGUUCAGACUUCAGGCUUAAUCCUCCCAUUCUUUUUUUUUUUUCUUUUUUCAAAUAUAUAGAAAAGUCGAAAGAAGCACAGAAAAGACCCAUAUAAACUACAUCUGUAAGCAAUAAACCUAAAAAUUUGCAGAUACUCUGCCAUUUAUCCCUUUAUACCUCUGCAUGCUUCUCCAUCAAAUAAAGACACUCUUCUACACAGCCAUGACUAGCACCAGAACAGGCCAAUCAGCAACGACUGAAUGACAUCAUCUAAUUAGCCACUGCACACCACAUUCUCCAACUGCCCCAAAAAUGUCUUUUAUAAGAUCUCCCCACCCCCCAGUCUAAGAUCCGCUGCAUUGGGUACUCAGGUCCCUUUAGCCUCCUGUAAACUAGAGCAGCCCACCCCAGUCAUUUCCCGUGACAUUUGACACUUUCAACAGUCCACCCAGCGACCUUGCAGAAUGCCCUGCAUUCUGGAUCUGUCCGGUCGUUUCCACACGGUGUCACCUUGCUUGUUCCUCCGUCCCUCCAAACUAGAAAGGACACCUAGAAGUUCGACUGGACUCAGGUAAACUGCUGUGGCAGCACAUGGCAGCCAGCGGCUCCCCCGCCGACACAGCUGAGUAGGAUGUGUCAUUUAAGUGGCGGCCCCCAGAACUGUCCAUCACGAAGGUGCGUGUCCGCCUGUGCUGUGUGUCAGUACCCUGUCGGGGUGGCACUCUCGCACUGUCUGAACACCCUCGCCCCCAAUGAACCCAAUGGUCUUGGUUUCCACCAAUGCCACUUGUCUGAAGCAUUCACAGGGAGGACUGCAAGAUGGUGAUCUGACGAAUUCUACCAUUCUCCCCAUAUUUAUUAACCGGCAUUCUCCUGCUCCCCAUGGCUCCCCUCUCUUUUCUUUUAAGGAUGAUGACUCACAGAUUUCUUUUCUAAAAACGUAGAGUGUUAAAAUCCAUCACAGUCAUUAUACCUUUGAUUUUCACUCACCCUGCCUUUCACCAGUGGGACACCCUGCCCUGGCUCUGGAAAGGUGGCCAUGCUCAUCUUGGGUUUCACAGGCCCCAGUCUGGAACUGGCCUCUUCUCCCCAGAGUCUUGGUUCCUUUCCUUGGGUGUGAUAUUUAGAAAUCCAGAACUUAACCGCUUUUAAGCAAGCCUUGAAUGCUGCUCCAGUGGCAUGGGGAAAACAUAUACAUGGCAGGGAACACAGAACCACAUUGACAAAUAUACGGCUCUGUUGGAAAGGUUUACGUGGCAAAAGUGGACGCGGUGCAGGCAACCGUAUUUGCUUUGAUGAACGUAUGCUUUCUCGUGAGUCUGGCGGCAAAGGUGGGGAUGCCCUUGGAUCCCACCCCCUAACACCGCUGGGAGAGAUCAGGGCACGUGGCCCAAGUCAGGCAGAGCUGCAGGGAUGCGAGGGGCCCAUCUCACAGACCCACCCUGGCUUCCUGAGGGUAAGCAGCAGCCAGGCGGCCCUCUGCUUCCCCGCAAGCACCCCUGCCCGUCUUUCUGCCUCAUGGUUCAGGCCUUCGGGACACACAGGCAUUACGGUCACUGCCAAUACUGGGUCCCUCAGGCUCCUGGCUUCUCACUGAAACAUCCCAUGCACUACCACGGGAGAAAAGAGCUGUCUUGACAUGACAAGACUUUACUAGAAGGAGGGCAAUGACCACAUGGAACAUCUACCCCAAAAGGCCGUGAGUUGGUGCAGGAUGUUCUUGGCAGAAACGGCUGAGGGAGUCCAAGUGACGCACGGGCAUGAUGUCUGGAUCAGAGGGCGUACGAGGGAUGGAGAACAAGUGAGGUGGCAGCAAGAGGAAACAAGCAGGCCAAUCCGGAAUACAGAACAUCCUCGGAGAGAACCAGCCUGCUCUCUUCCAAGAGACCCUCUCACAGCGAAAACACAGGCCGUGCAGCUAGAGGAUGGGGCAAGGUUUUCCAGCUCAAAACAGGCUAAAGGGACAUGCCUACCAUCUGGAACCCAGCGUGGAAAACACCAGAGUAAUAUCCACUAGGCAGAGAUCAUCCACACCUCCACAUUUCAACACAAUCAUUAAUAAGAAGUCAGUCUUUUUUUUUUUUUUAAAUAUUACUCUCUGCUUGAUAAAAACAAGCUCUUCUCUGCUUCAGAAAACGUGUUUACUGCUCAGCCAUCUGUUCUCCUGGUCUGGAAUAUCCACUGUCCUUCUAUCUGCCCUUGAGAGAAUAUCCUCCCAGUGAUUUCAGUUCAAAUGACUGCCCUGCCCCUUCUCAUGUCCUUGCCAUGUUGACCGCCAGCAGUUACUCAGAGAUUCACGCCUGUUCUGUGUCCCAACUGGACUCCAAGACCACUACAAAGAAGAGACUUGCUGUGAAUCCCCUGCAGCACCCGGCAUGGUAUAUUCCGAACAGAUAAGGAAUGAGUGAACUCACUCCUCUAGAGCUGCGUUGUCCAGCACGGUACCCACAAGUGGCUACUUCAAUUCAGUAAAACUAAAAAAUGAAGAGUUCAAUUCAUCAGCUACCCUGGCAGCAUUUCAUGUGCCUGGGUGCCCCCUGUGGCUCCCAUCCAGGGCAGCUCAGAUACAGAACAUUCCCUCCACGGCAGGCAGUUCUGCCGGGUGGACACGCUGGUCCAGAGAGCACAACGGUGCCCAGUUCUCGUCAAGGACACGAUGAUGGCAGAGGAGAGACGGAAGCCUGCUGCUUACUUUGGAAUGCGUCUCCAAGGCCCCAAAUAAGCUCAGGUGAGCAAACUCCGACCACCUGCUCUCAUUUCGCACAAAGACUGGACACUGGGCAGACUGGGAGUCGAGCAGGCUUUGGUUUGCCUCUGGAUCCGUUCCUGAUCUCCAGGCCUAGAGAGGCGAGUCAAGGGACAUCAACUGGCUAGCCCAGUGCCAGGAGCAAGGCCGAUGGAACUGCCCUCCAGGCAAGGGCGUGGAGCAGACCAUCCUCACCCCAGGUGUGUGCCCCUCUCUGCACAGACACUAAGCUACUGACCACAGGCAUGAGAGCAAAGGAUGUGUGGGAGCCGCACCUUGAAGGAAGGUGGGCAUGUACCUGCCAAACACUCAAAACGUACGUUGAGAGGUGUUAGGAUGGCAGUCCACUUGGGCAAAGCCAAAGGGGGAAGACAUUUCUUGAGCAGAAAUGCAUGUGUCUCACAAUUAUUAUGUUUUCAAUAAAAUUCUCCUUAGACACCCCAAAGGCAAUUUUAAACCACAGACCAACAUUGCCCCCCCAUUUUAACACAAUUAAAUGAAGCUUUUAAUAUAUGAAAUGCCGGAAUUACGAGUCACUGGUAUUCACAUAUACCUGACAGUGAGAGCUUUAUCUUCUAAUGUAAGCCAUUCUGCUAUAACACUACUGCACCUUCCAGCUACAGGCUAUGUAUCCAUCACUUUUCAAACAUCUCAAACAAAGCUGUGAAAAGUCACCUGGGCACCUGUGUAAUGAGUGCUUUUGGUGGACGUUCCUUGGGGGCAUCAUCUCCCUUGCUCUUUUACAUUGGAUUAAAUCUCUGUCUACCCCUGAAAAAUGACACAGUGUAACGGAUAAAUUAUAGUAGCUCAAAAAAGGAAAGAAAAAAUAAAGGAACAGAAUCAGAGAAAGCAGAGAGUAAUCAGAAAGACAAAAGUGACCAAAGAAUCCCUCCCACAGAGCUUUCAAAGGAGAAGAAAGGAAAAAUAGGUUCUAGAGAGAAAAAAAAAAAAGUUUGCACAGCUAAGAUUCUAAAUAAAAGCACACGAUGAGGAGGACGAGGAAGCUAGGAGGAAGCAAGGAACAGGCACUUUACACCUGCACUGACAGAAACCUGCUGAAUAGUUUAGUCGUGUUACCAGCUGGACCAAAUUCCCGUUGAUCUGCAGAAUUUUGCAAUUUUGACCUCACCUUCCUGUUAAUCUAGAAACGGGAGCAACUGUGGUGGAUAAGAACCACUAACCGCAGGAACACGGGAAAGGCUGACGCGGCUCAGGUCUAUUAGGAAGCUCGGCCAACGGGACCUGAGUUUACCCACCUCGGUCCCCCCUCGAGUGCUUUCUUAUUUCUGAUGAAUUUCCUGACAUUCAACAUAGUCCACGGGUACCUUCACCUGCCUCUACCAGCGUCUUACUCCAAACUGAGAAAGUACAAGUCAGGGCCCCCUUCUGUGUGGGCUCUGCUUGGCGGCAAGGCCUCAGACUGGCCUCCGAAUUUCCACCACCUCCUGUGCAAAUAUGCAGAAGGGACUUAAAUGUCGCCUGGUAAGGUGACAUCAAACGCGAGCGUGUGCUGUUUGUUCCGGGGGUUGGGGGCAGGGCAGAGGGAAGGGGAACGUGCAGUAGCACAGGUGCCCUGACAUCCGUGAUGAGACCCCAAGGCACACAACAGGCCAGGGACGGGGUGAGGGUGUCUCUGGGAGCCCCAAGGGCAGACAGUAACCUCACACCGGCCAUCGCGAAUGAGCAUUUAUUCUGCUCUGCCUUCCUGAGACUCUUUGGGAAUGUCUGGACUGAAUCACAUUACAGGAUAGGAACCAAUGGACGCCGAAAAGCUCAUCAUCUCCACCUUUAAACCUCGUACGAGUUACACAGGGUCAAAUACAAUGUACGACAGCUCUUCUGAAAAUUCAUGUAGGGCGUGUGCUACAGCUGUACAGGGAGAUCUUGUGCUUGUCAUCAGCUUUGUGGAGGUCCCAGGGUCUACAGAAACCAGCGCAGGUGAGGUGAGCCAGAGGACGACGGCUGACAGCAGAUUCCGAGCAGACUGGGCAGGCCUGCGAGCUGCUUCGGUCAACAAUGGAUCCCUGAGCCCCAGGAGCACCACAAAGGUCCCGCCUCCACCCAGAGUUCGCGCUGUACCCUGGGCCCCGGAUGGAGAAACAGACACUUCCACACGGUCUCAAGUGCUAUGAUGAAUGUCUGGCAAGCAGGAAGCUGUAGGAGUACAAACAGGUCCAGGCCAGGGGACCUAUUCCUCUACAUGAAGGUGAAGUAGAAGCCAGGUAUCACCCACUACAAUCCUGCUAUGUCUGUGUGUUUAUGGAGACGUGGUCAAUUAUAAUCGACACUGCAAAGAGUCGUAUUUCCCCUCACAGAUCUAUCGUAUUAUUUUUCUGCUUAUUUUUUAAACAUUUGAAAAUAAGCUUUUUAUUUUUCCUGGCUGAUUCUUUAAGGAUUUAAUUACUGUAACAGACUCCUAGAAAGCAUAUUUUAUGUAUACCACGUUUUACAUGUAUCAGUAUUCCUAAUUCUGAAUAUUCUUAACAUCCACCCUCCAUCUGGCCCCGUUAUCAACAGCAGACAUCAGUGAGUCGCUUCCUAAGGCUCCGUACCCGGGUUGUCCCAUACGGUAGGCAAUGGCCAAACGUGGCAAGUGAACCCACGAAACCUGGCUAGUUUGAGCUGAGAUGCCCUGUGAGUGUAAGAUACACACAAAUUUCAAAGACUAGGUAACAAAAAGGAACGUAAACUAUCUCAACUAUUUUUUUUUUAACUGAUCAUGUGUUGAGUAACAAUAUUUUGGAUGUGUCAGGAUAGGAAAGAAGUACCAUUCAAGUUCAUUUCCUCUGUGUCUCUUUACUUCUUUACUGUCGCUAUAACAAAACCUUACAUGGCGCUACCCCUAUCAGAUAGCAGGACUCUGGACCACCAACUUUCUUGUCUCUUAAAGAGAAUGGUCCUACCUCUUGUGCUUCUAACUUCAGCUAUCUAAUGAACUAAGCAAUCUUCCCUAUUCAGGAGCUGACACAGUAUUUCAAACUUGUAUCUUCUUCCUUCAAAAUCUUAUCCUUGUUCAUAAAUAACCUCAGUCCCCUUGGUCUCUGUCUCUAAAUGGCAUUUGAGGGCCAAAAUUACUACCUAGCUCACAGCUAACUGUUACCUCUGUCAACAAAAACAGAUUCCAAAGAUUGAAAGGAAAACAGCCUCAAACAUUUCAAAAGCACCAGAAAGUAACCCUGGGUUUCUGGUCAACAUUUCUGCAAAUAUCUCCACUGACUUCCUCAUUCUCCUCUGGUUAAACAAGCUUCCCCAUGCAACUCUUUCAGUUUCACUUCCCUGAGAAUACAGGAUUGGGGCUCCAUUAACAAACAACUUCCUGGGGAAAUGGAUUCACAAUCCUGAAAAGCAGGCCCACCGGAAAACACCUCAUAAUAAACUGAUGAUACAUUGUUAUGCAAAGAACAGACAACUGAAGUCAGGUGCUUAAGAUUAGAACAAGUAUAAUCAAGUAGAUUAAAUGAGGUAAAGUAGCACAUUCUGGAAAGUGGUGUUUUAUACCAGACAUUUUCUUUAAAAAAAAAAAAAAAAAAGAAUAAGCAAAGGUGCAUUUCUGAUAAAGUUCUGCAAGGCCUUACCAACUCAAAGAGUCAGGGCAGAAUGAGGUAAAGGGCAGAAAGCAAAGGGGGAACAAAGAGAUAGGUCUUAUCUUCCCAAAGGCCACUAAUUCUUGUUUCUCUGACAGUUCAGAGGAUUGGGUAAUAGUGCCAGACGAAUGCUUGAUAAACUUUAAACUUGCCUUAACUAGCAAAGAGGAGGCCCUGGUUGAUAACUACCCCUGCAGGCACCACCACAUAAGUUACAUUCAUGGCUGCGGGGAACAGGUAUAUGUGUAUCUUGAGUGGGGAUGAAGCAUCAAGCUCAUUUAGAAGUCUAGUAAGUUUAAUUUUAAUGGGACACCUCAGUUUGCAAAACAUGUUCUCUGGACUUUUCAUUAGAGGAUAAGGAAUUUGACAAUUUAACUUGACCACCUGAGCAGGAAAACUCACGUCUACAAACUCUACUUACGAAUCCCAAAAGCUUUCUGAAAUUGAGUCAUUUCAUAUUUAGCAGCUGCAUACACUGUUCUACCCAAUUAGUUAUCUCUAUGGGAAUUUAUUUUCCCCCUUAGGAAUGCAUUCGUUUGUAUCUCUGGAUCCAUAAAAAUAAGACUGUUUUUUGUGUAUCUUUAAAAAAAAAUCAGUGCCAUUACUACUGAACCAGUGAGCCAAAUGAUCAUGGGGGCAAGGUCACACUCCCCCUGUAAAAUGAGCACAACAUCACUUAUAAUUAGAAUCAGAUCGAUCUGGAAUCAUUUCUCAGCUCUGUUCCUUAUUAGCUGUGUGACCUUGGGCAAGUAACUUUACCUCUCUGAGCGGUGCCGAUUUUGUUUUUAAUUAGACAGUGCAAACAUCUCCUCCCACCUUGCAGGAUUUUAUGAGAGGCAGCACUGAUGUAUGCACACCUCCACCAGGUUAGUAGGCUACGUAAAGCAUGCAGACAUUUUUAAAGUCCUAUGAAGCCCUCCCGAGACAAUGCGGUCAGAACGCGUUUCCUAACCCUGUAACACCGCUUACUGUCUUGCAACAUACGCCCAAGCUGUAGGGUAGAGCUCAGAGCAGUUCUCUACUGAGUUAUAAAUGCAGCGUUUUCUACGAAUUCUACUGGAAUUCGCCUCAGUGGGUAAGUUUAUGCCUAGACUACGGGGCUGUUCGGCGCACACAGGAUUGCGAACCGCUCAAAGCCACAGCACGGGUGUGCACCUCAAACUCUCCGGCACCUGGGUGAAAAUGCAGAUUCUGAUUGGUCAGCUGUGGGGUGGGGACCCGGGCUCUGCACUGUAAAACUGCUGCUCCCCGGUGAUGUCCCUGCUGGGAGUCACUCGGACCAGCCAGACCGCUGAGCAGGGCUCCUCCGCCGCCUCCGCGCUACAGAUACUUGGGUCUGGAGCAGUCGCGGUGGCGUGGAGCGGCCCCGCGCACUGCGAGAGGUUCCGCCGUAUCCCGGCCGCUACCCUCUGGACGCCAGUAAACUCCCACCCUCCAGCUAGGCCGCUCCAAACGCCUCCAGACGUCGGCAGAGGCCCCCAAAUCGGCGGGUGGGGAACCCUGCCCUGUAAGAUGCUACGAGCAAGGUGCGUGCACCUCGGGGCAAGCCGGCGGGGAUCCUGGAGACCGGGGUGAAGACGGGGAAAUGGAGGCACGGCUGCGGACGCAGCGCCCACGGCCCCCGACGCCAACCUCCCGCCCGCGCGGUGGUCCCCGAGCACCGCGCCCUCACGCGCCGCCCCCCACGCACUCCGUCCCCACGCGCGGCGCGGCCGCCGGAAGUAAGGGCCCCGGGCGCCGUCGACGCCUCAGCCACGAGCGCGGCCGGCCUGACGUGGGCCCUGCACCCCCGCCGCCCGCCAGCCUGGGGGCCCUGCACACCGCCCCGCCGCGGCCGUCGCCCCUGAGAGGCUGUACCCCCCACCCGAGCCCUCCCCGCACAGCCCUCGCGGGAGGCGGCCGCAGGCUACCCACCCAGAAGGAGGCCGUCCAGAUCAAAAAGCAGGCUGAGCCUGGUGCACCCCGUUUCUGUCUGCUGAGAGGCACUCACCGUCCCCGUUCCUGCUCACGGUGGUCUUGGGAACAUAAGAUCUGGAGGACAGUCUCCCGAGACCGUCUGAAAUUUUUGUCGCUGAAGAUGGGGACCCUUUUGCUCUGGCUGCUCUUCAUCUGUGAGGCCCGGAGCCACGCGGUGCCAACGCCCAACUUCGUCCUGCUGAUGGCCGACGACCUUGGCAUUGGGGAUCCUGGCUGCUAUGGAAACAAGACCCUCAGGACUCCCAAUAUCGACCGCUUGGCCAGAGGGGGAGUGAAGCUCACGCAGCACCUGGCAGCAUCGCCCCUGUGCACACCCAGCAGGGCAGCCUUCAUGACGGGCCGGUAUCCCAUCCGCUCAGGAAUGGCGUCUCGGUCCCAGGUGGGAGUUUUCAUCUUCUCGGCCUCUUCCGGAGGGCUUCCCCACAGUGAGAUUACGUUCGCCAAGCUCCUGAAGAAUCAAGGCUAUUCCACAGCUCUGAUAGGGAAGUGGCACCUUGGCACCAGCUGUCGCAGCAGCACGGACCUCUGUCACCACCCCUUGAGCCACGGCUUCGACUAUUUCCACGGGCUGCCCAUGACCAACCUGCGGGACUGCAAACCGGGGGCAGGCAGCGUGUUCACCAGGGCCUUGAGGCUGCUGGUCUUCACCCCCCUGCAGGUUAUCGCCAUCACACUGCUGACCCUGGCCAUGCUCAGGUGCCUGGGGCUCGUCCAGGUGCCCCGCUGCGUCUUCUUCUGCCUCUCCUUCCUGGCCGCCCUGGUCCUUGGCACCCUGCUGUGCUUCCUGCAUUACUUCCGGCCCCUGAACUGCUUCCUCAUGAGGAACCGUGACAUCACCCAGCAGCCCAUGUCCUACGACAACCUCACGCAGAGGCUCACGGCGGACGCGGCCCAGUUCAUACAACGGAAUGCUAAGACCCCUUUCUUGCUUGUCCUGGCCUUCCUACACAUGCACACGGCUCUCUUCUCUUCGAAGGACUUUGCCGGCAAAAGUAAACACGGCGCUUACGGAGAUGCUGCUGAGGAAAUGGAUUGGAGUGUUGGGCAGAUCUUGGAUGUUCUAGAUGAGUUGAAACUGGCUAAUAACACCCUGGUCUACUUCUCCUCGGACCAAGGAGCACAUGUAGAGGAGGUGACUGUCAAAGGGGAAGGUCACGGAGGCAGUAACGGAAUCUAUAAAGGGGGAAAAGCCAACAACUGGGAAGGAGGCAUCCGGGUUCCAGGCAUCCUCCGAUGGCCGGGAGUGAUCCAGGCUGGGCUGGAGAUCGAUGAGCCAACAAGCAACAUGGACAUCUUCCCCACGGUGGCCAAACUUGCGGGGUCCCCUCUGCCGGAAGACAGGAUCAUCGAUGGACGUGACCUGAUGCCCCUGCUUCAAGGGAGAAGCCAUCGUUCGGAUCACGAGUUUCUCUUCCACUACUGCAACUUCUACCUGAACGCCGUGCGCUGGCACCCACAGAACAGCACGUCCAUCUGGAAAGCCUUUUUCUUCACACCCAAGUUCUUCCCUGAGGGCGCCAACGGAUGCUUUGCCACCCACGUGUGUUUCUGUCACGGGCAAUACGUCACCUACCACGACCCGCCUCUGCUCUUUGACAUCUCUCAAGACCCCAGGGAGAGAAACCCGUUAACUCCGACGUCACAGCCCCGGUUCCGGGAGAUCCUGGAGACCAUGCAGCAAGCGGCAGCCCGCCACGCUGAGACCCUGGGGGACGUCCCCAAUCAGCUGUCGCUGGGGAACCUUAUCUGGAAGCCGUGGCUUCAGAUGUGUUGCUCAUUGUCAGGCCUGUCUUGCCAGUGCGACUGGGAGAAGCAGAAUGGGAGAGGAAGCCGCUAGCCACGUGCGUCUGGGGGCGCCCGGGGCCACCCCAGCUGCCACAUCACAGACGGCCACGGGGAACGGCACCGGGAGACGCCACAGCCCUGGCGGCUUCCAGCCCGGGACUCAGAUCCCUUUUCUCUGUCUUCUCACCUGGAGGCUCCAUCACAGCCCCACAUUUACACCCUGGGGAGAAAAUCAGGGUUUGCGGUAAACAGAGGCACGGACAUUAGUCACGUCUUCCAAGGCCAACGUUAUAUGAAUGCGGUAGGCGGGUUUUCCAUGAGUCUGGCCAACACCAGUGCAUACGGAGAGCAGGAAGUUGCACAGGUAACCUGUUCAUCUCUCAGCCAAUGCGUGGGAUCCACGACAUAAGGCAUCACUUACUCCACAAGCUGAUGUGAUGCUGUGACCACUGUGAUUCCCCUUAUAGCGCAUCACGAAAAAGAGGAUAAAAUUUAAAGAGUGUUUACUAAAUCUAACACGUGCAACGUUAUAAUGAGUAAAAGACCAUCUUGACCCAUCGUGGAUGAUGGUAAGUUCCAGUUUGGUUAUUGGAAGGCAAUUACUGUCAGUAUUGUUUGCAAUAAUAUGAAAUACUAUUCAUGAUAUAUAUGUUUAUAUGCAUACGGUUUCUUCGAGAAGUUUACAGUAUUUAGAAGCUUAUCACUAUUUAAGUAAAAACAAUAGAGGCUCACGGCUCUGUUUGUGCUACAGCCUUUUGGUGAAAUCCCUCAGGAACAGUAAUGCCAAGACAAAUCUCUCCGCUACGGAUUUGCAUCCCAUAAUUUGCAGCAUUCUACUUGGGUUCUGCUGUUUCUUGGGUGAACGGAGGUUCUGAACUCAAAGGCCACUUCAGUGAUGCUGCAGUCCCUGGAAUCCCUUAGAACAGGAUUCAGAAUUUUUGGCGUGUAAAAUGUGCGAUAUUUCAUGGGGGGAGAAAGCCACAAGCAGUCCGUCCACAACCCAUACCCAUGACCGUGACAUCUGGAGUUCUUGCAGAAUUUAAUGAAGAGAGAAGGUGGUUCAUGUCCGUACUUGUGUUUUGUGUGGUCUGAUCCUGUGGCUAAGAAAUAUCUAUGCCUCCACCAUGAGAUGUACAAUUUUGUUUGAAUUCCAUUUCCUGCAACCUCAGUAACGCAGGACGAGGCGUAACCAGCUCACGUCGGAGACAGGGGGUUAGGGGCACAGCUGGAGAGAGUUCCAACGUCUGAGCCACCAGCCCCUCCUGAGGAAAGGAUUCAUCUGUGCAGAGAGCACUUAGGUCACCUUCAGGCACUGAACAUCCUCCAACAAUAUCACGCGGAUUCCUUUACUGAUCUGUCCUCAGGAGCUGUGGUCCAUCUGCCUCCCAUGCAUCUCUUUCGGGGACAUGUCUGAACAUCUGCUCUUGGCUCAGGGUUUUUCUCGAUCCCACAAGAGUGCAGGCCAAUGGAAUACCCCACCCCACCGGUACCCUGACCCCUCCGGGCACUUUGGAGAGAAUGUGUACAGUGUAGCUCAGGCUUUCUGACAGUGGAUUCUGAUUUCCUCUGUUUGUCUCCACUGAAGAAUUUCUAAGAUCCAGCAGCAUGUCCCCAGCUCCUCUUUAAGGUCUACUAUUUCAGAUUUUAAUCUUUCUUUUUCUUUCAAAAGAGAAAUGAUUCCCACCCCGUCCCUGCCCACUCCCUGGGAAUGGUUUAAAGUUGGAAAACAAACAGGAAUCUUUCUUUUAAUGUGGAUUUCUCAUUCCAGAAAUUGCCUGAAAUCUGUCACAUUGUUUUAGGAAAUAGUCUCAUGAAAGAAUGCACCAGCGUGUGACUAAUGUGUUAGGACUAUUGCUAUUAUCAUACAAAAACUAUAUAAAGCCACUGUUACGAACUUACGUUUGAAGAUGAACAUGUUUACUCAGAGUUGAACAUACUCAGUCCAGAUGGACUUUUACAAAACAUUUUUUGAUGUAAGAACAUGUGUUUGAGGGUGAAAUAACUUGAAGGAGUUUUAUAGAUGAUGUGAAUACAUAGCUUUGUGUAGAAUUAAUUGUUUAACCUGUACAAUAGUAACAGCCAAUGAAGAAUACAUAUACCUCUGGAGCUACAAUGAGCUUUAAACUAUUUGCCUCAGAAUAACUUGGAUCACCCUUAUGUUUCACGGUAUUUGAAAAUCAGGUUUAUUUGUCAUAAUCAUAAUUACCAUAGACUUCAGACCACUUACCAUCUGAAAGUUUUGCUUGGAAUGUACAGCAGGAAAUUGGAAUUCCCAUCGGUGUGACCUCUUGAGUUGUAUGUGCAAAGCUUAGUGGGUUUUGAGCUUUAAACAAAUUCUUUUUAAAAAAGUCUUUGUAUUUCUAGCAUUUCGUAGAUGUUAAAGGCUAAGCAAACACUAACCUAUAGACAGGGCAUUAUUUGCCGAUGUCAGUAUCACUGCAUGAAAAGCAAAAUCACAACCUACAUAUGGAGGUAAUUAAGGAUUAAAGAAAGGAAACAGAUUUCAGGUAGCCCUGAAGGACGUCCAGUGAAGGGUAAAGAAACAGGUAAAGUAUUUGGCAUCUGUCUGAACAAUGUGAUCUGUGAAGUGAUUUCCUCUGUGCAGUUUUCCCAGACCCUUGUCCUGAUGUUAAUGCAAAAUUAAAAUAAAAUUUUCCU